This is a messenger RNA of Rubroshorea leprosula, 783 nucleotides long. NCBI's taxonomy places the organism in Eukaryota, Viridiplantae, Streptophyta, Magnoliopsida, Malvales, Dipterocarpaceae. The record is from the annotation of a GenBank genome assembly.
GGAAGAAUGGCUACUAAACGAGGAGACAGGAGACGACACGGCAAUGGCAAAUCGGCAACCGGCAACCGGCUUCAAGGACUUCAUUAACAGACUGCCAGCUUUUGAUAAAGGCUUACUGAAACAAUGUGUAUCCUACCAUUUCGUCAACUUUCCUACUGAGUGGGGAGCGAAGGAGCUGUUCUUCUUCAUAAGGAAGACAAUUAAAGCAGGUCGACUCUGGGAUAUAUUCAUUCCGAGUAAGAGGGAUAAAAGAGGCAACAGAUAUGGACUGACCAAAUUCUUGGAUGUCAGAGAUGGUCAAGAGAUAAAGAAGCAAUUGGAAAGCAUAUGGAUUGGUAACAAAAGGGUGAUCUUCAACUUAGCUGUGGAAAGAAGAGAAGAGAAAUGCACAUUGCAAGCAAAAUUAGUGGAGGAAGCAAGAUGGAAGAGUAGCAAAAAGAGGACCAGUUAUGAAGAAAACAUCAAGGUUGAUGAAGAAAAUAGGAAGGUUCCAAAGAUGACAUAUGCGCAAAGCCUUUUACAACAAAAAGAGAAGGCAAACAUCAAAGAUAUAGAUCUGAAAGGGCUUACACCAUUAGAGGCAAGAAGUUACACUAGGAACUCAAACAGAUGAAUGACUAAGGCUAUGGCUCCUAGAGGAUUCAUAUAUAAAAAGGUGAUCAAGAUUAAAAGGAUAGAAAAGGCUGAAGACAAUUUAAUGAAGUGUGCUGUAAGAGUGGCUUCAUCUCCUUCUAUCAUCUCAAAUCUUCCAGAGACAUUCUUUAAUGAAGGAUUCCUUUCAAU